GCUUCUCCCAUUCUCUCGCUCGCUCGCUAUCUGUUUUUAACACCCCGACUUAUGGGUAGUGGCUCUUUUGCUUGGGGGAUGAUGCUAUGGGGAUGGAUGACUAAAGCGAGCGGAAGCCAUCGUGUGUUGCUUCUAUGUCGGGCUACCCGUUGAGACCAUGACAAUUUCCUUGCUUUUGCGCCUUCAGAAUAUAUGGCCCUUUUCUCUUUCAAAGCCAGAUGAUCUGAAGACGUCAACUGGUUUGGUUCGUGGACUCAAAAUUCCUGAACAUACCAAGAAAUUUGUUUUUGCACUUCGUGAACCUCAGUCCAAUUCAAUUGUAUAUAUAUUAGUGACACAAAAUUUAUCAGAACAGUCAUCACUAGAUGCAGAAUCUUUGAUCAAGGAAGUUAAGCCCGAUGCCGUUGUGGCUCAGGUGUCAAAUUCCACCAUGGAUGAUAUUCUGUCAGAAAAAAUUAAUCUGAGAGAAGAUCAAUCCCGAAUGGUACCCAUGUCAUAUUUUGGAGUUCUAAAAGGAUGCUUCAAAGAGAAGCUUAACAAGGUUGAGUACGAGAAUAUGGCCGGGUGCCAAGUUCUAGAGCAAAUCUUUGGUGUUGGAUUUUAUGGACACUUUUUAGCUGCUAAAAAGGCAUCAAAGGAAGUUAAGUCUCCUCUGUUCUUACUUGAUUCUCCUUCAAGAAGUUGUGCUUUGGACCAUAACAAUGAAGGUGAUUCAGGAGCCAACAAUGUUCAGGGAAAGACUACACAGGCAUCAUCUUCUCUUAUACAGUCCAAUGGCUUGAACCCAGGGAAACUUGUGGCGCAGUCAGGAGAUUUGCCGAAAAUUCUAUGUAAAAGGAUUUGUCUCACUGACAAAUUUGAGUUAACAGCUGUGAAAUCCUUGGCUUCUUCUUUAGAUUUUUCAAUUUCAAAGCUGGAUUCAGUUCCCAAAAGGAGUCAAGCAAACUGUGACUCAAAUCUAGAUUUUGAAGUACCAUCAUAUGCCCAAUCCUUUUAUCUUCUGUUAACUGAUUUACAAAACAUAUUUGUUGAUCUUCCAAUUAUUGGUAAAGCUAUGGUGCAUGCUCAGAAAGUGCUUGUCAAUGUUGACAGAGGUGAAAAGGUUGAUCCCGAAGUCCUUUGUGAAGCUCGGAAGCUUAGGAUUGCAGUUGAAGGCUUAAGAAUUGCUUUGAAUGAUGUUGCUCGGUCUCCUCUUAGUAAAAAUGAGAAGGAUUCUGGAAAUAUUGCUUUUUCAGAUCUUCCUUAUGAGGAGAAGCGUCAUAUUCUGUUUGCUCAGGCCCUUAAGAGUCAGGCAAAGAAAUAUGGUUCCGUGGUGGCAAUAGUUGACGUCAGCAGUUUAGCUGGUAUUCGGAGGCAUUGGGACAACCUUGUCCCUCCAGAGAUUUCCGACUUGGCCAGUGAAUGUUUCACAUCAUUUGAGGAUGAUGGAGAAGCAGCCUUGGGAUGCCUAACUGAUAGGAAGAGGUUGUUGACUGAUAAACCUGUGGUAGCAGUUGGUGCUGGAGCAACAGCCAUUUUAGGAGUAACUGCACUUCCCAAAGCUCUUCCAUUGUCAAGUUUCUUUAAAUUGAUAACUUACAAGGUUCCUGUUACUGUGAAGAUGGGGUUAACACAUGCACCACGAGCAAUUGCUGCACUUGGCAAGUUUUUUGGCACUCCAAAGUUGUUUGCACCAUUGAAGGCUACGGUAUCAAGUGUAGCUGGUUCAGGAACCAACAUGUCUACUAUGAAAGUUGCAGCUUCUGCUGAGAAAAUCCGAGCAGUCGCCCAUGGCGUCAUAGCAUCUGCUGAAAGAACUAGCUUCUCUGCAAUGCGCACUGCGUUCUAUGGAAUCAUGAAGUCAUACCGUGGACAGCCAGUUGGUGCCACACCCUGGGCUGCGUUUGGUUUUAGUGUUGCAGCAUGCUCAGGGUUAUUGAUGUUUGGUGAUGGAAUUGAGUGUGCUGCAGAAGCUGUUCCUGCUGCUGCAACAAUUGCUUGCUUGGGCCGUGGUUUGAGAAGCUUACAUGAAGCAUCCGAAGCUGUGAAACACUCAGAUUCAUCCAAAUUGCAGGAAAUAAUUCAUAAUGCAUUGUACAAUAUGAAAAUAAAAAGAAUCCAAUGAAAAUAAUUUUUUGCAUUUAAUGUAAAUUGUUCAGUUGAUUGAUGAUUA
Nymphaea colorata (pocket water lily) is the source of this 2152-nucleotide messenger RNA. RefSeq lists its product as uncharacterized. The transcript has 2 exons. The coding region runs from base 158 to 2104 and encodes 648 amino acids. NCBI's taxonomy places the organism in Eukaryota, Viridiplantae, Streptophyta, Magnoliopsida, Nymphaeales, Nymphaeaceae. The record is from RefSeq and is a predicted model, not a curated record.